Messenger RNA from Nomascus leucogenys (northern white-cheeked gibbon), 1209 nucleotides. RefSeq names its product mitochondrial ribosomal protein L52 (gene MRPL52). The record is from RefSeq and is a predicted model, not a curated record. The transcript has 6 exons. Bases 302 to 496 code for a protein of 64 amino acids. Gene Ontology annotation, molecular function: structural constituent of ribosome. Gene Ontology annotation, biological process: mitochondrial translation. Gene Ontology annotation, cellular component: mitochondrial large ribosomal subunit. NCBI's taxonomy places the organism in Eukaryota, Metazoa, Chordata, Mammalia, Primates, Hylobatidae.
CCGAGGCCACGCCUACUUCCGGCUAUCCCGUCUACUCCCGCUCAGCAUGGCUGCUUUAGCGACUGUUCUCUUCAGUGACAGGUGUCCGGAGGCUGCACUGCAGCGCAGCAGCUUGGGCGGGCGGCCAGUGGCGACUACAGCAGGGACUGGCUGCCAACCCCUCCGGCUACGGGCCCCUUACAGAGCUCCCAGACUGGUCAUAUGCGGGAGUAUGAUCCUGCUUAAUUGGAUAAUUGGUGACUGAGGAAGAUGGUGAAGAUUUUUUCUACUUGUUAUUUACUAUGGCCGCCCUGCUCCCCCAAUGAAAGGCCAGCUUCGAAGAAAAGCUGAAAGGGAGACGUUUGCAAGACGAGUUGUACUGCUGUCACAGGAAAUGGACGCUGGAUUACAAGCAUGGCAGCUGAGGCAGCAGAAGUUGCAGGAAGAACAAAGGAAGCGGGAAAAUGCUCUUAAACCCAAAGGGGCUUCACUGAAGAGCCCACUUCCAAGUCAAUAAAAAGCAACUCCUGCCUCCCUUCCUCAGCCUUUCUCUGGAUUUCUUUUCUAUCACCUAGAUGCUUCAUGCAGCCAGAAGAGAGCCUUCACAUUCCCCAUCUGUCUUCAGAGCAAAAGAGCUGGGACACCAAGAACAAGCUGUUAGAUCACUGCCUGGGAGGCUUGGCUUAGUGCCCUCAUCUCUGGUUCCAUUCCAGUUCAGCUAAGUCUUGCUUUAAAAUUUUUACCUCCUAGCUAGGCGCAGUGGCUCACACCUGUAAUCCCAGCACUUUGGGAGGCUGAGGUGGGCAGAUCACAAGGUCAGGAGUUCGAGACCAGCCUGGCCAACAUGGUGAAACCCCAUCACUACUAAAGAUACAAAAAAUUAGCCAGGCGUGGUGGGGUGCACUUGUAAUCCCAGCUACUCAGGAGGCUGAGGCAGGAGAAUCGCUUGAACUCAGGAGGUAGAGGUUGCAGUGAGCCGAGGUCGUGCCAUUGCACUCCAACCUGGGCGACAGGGCGAAACUCCAUCUCAAAAAAAAAAAAAAAAAAAAAUUUUUUUUACCUCCUUUGCAGGCCAUAGGACUAGCCCAACUAUGAGAAAUAGCUGUUCUGUGAACAUGAAAAGGGGACAGCAGUUUUCCUGGUUCUAGCCAGGCACUCAAGCCUUUAACAGUCCAUACACAGUUUAGGCCAUGUACAGCUGGCAUCUAAUAAACGUUUUCAUGAAAAAGA